AUGAACGAUAACAUUGACAACGGCGGCCGCGGGAGCUUGAGGGGGUUCUACUCGUACAAGAACACGUUUAACAAGGAUAGUGUUUGGCUGGACAUUCCAAAACAUGUGAUAUUCGUCGACAACUCAGAUCCGUACACGCAAGACUUGGAGCCCGCCCUAACAGAGUCCGAGGCCGCGUUACUGGCUGCGAAUUCGCAAAGUGCGCGCUGGGAUAAUCCGCAGAUAGCUCCGACGGAGAGGGAGGAGACUCAAGGCGUCGAGGCGCUCUCGACACUUGCAGCUGGAGCGCAUGAUCGCCUUCCGUAUCCGGCUUUGGUAGUAGACCAACCGUCUGUUUCGACGCCUGGAAGCGUCACUACACCCUUCAGUUCUAUUUCAACAACGAUGCCCGCCUCUCAUCCACAUCGGAUACCCCGGUCAAUAUCAGCGCAGAUCUCUCCGCCCAUCUCGAUCCAUUCUGAUAAUGGGAACAAUACCAAUAUUCACUUCCUCCUUAAUCCGUCGCAGUCUUUGUCGCCUCCAAUUGAUCCAACCAUUCAGCGUACUCCAGAUUCUGCUGGAUCUCCAUUACCACUGAAGCCAAUCGAGAACAAUCUGGAGGGGCGUGUGGAGACAGAUUAUGAGAUAACUUUUCUUUUGAGGCACUUUUCAGAGGUUCCGGGGCCGUGGAUGGACCUGUAUGACUUUGGGACCUAUUUUUCAUCCCAGGUGCCAAUCAAAGCACUUCGUAAUCCAUUACUCAAAUACGCUGCUUGUGCACAAGCUGCAAAGCAGCUAGGGCACGUCCAUGUAUCCAGAUCUGUCGGAGUCCGUCUAAGUCGAGCGUUUUCAGGAGUGCAGAAAGAUUCCACCAAUAUCGACUGGUGCUGGAAAGGGGCCAAAUACUAUGAGAAGGCCAUUCAGCUCUUGAUGAAGGAGCUACAACCCAAUGGUGGCAACCGUGAUAUGACGGCUCAAGGCAAGGUAGAUGGAAUGAGUGAUGACGCUGAUGCACAGCGUGCACGGAGUUACACCGUGUAUAGACUCUCACAUGGAGUCCGCUCGGAUGAAAUAUUGGCAGCCACUGCUAUUCUGUCUGUGUACGAACUACUUGAUGCAACGGGUCCGGCAUGGAACCGGCAUUUGAGUGGCGUCAAGUCAUUACUGGACCUAGCGGAGGUUGGAAUGCGACCACUCCAGCGCCUACCACCCGGGGACCUCUCCCUGCAGCUCACAAGACCGAGUCUCUCUAAGGCUAGAAAAGCAACUUUUUGGAACUUUGCUCGGCAAGAUUAUCUCUCUGCUUUUAUAAACGGAAGUCGCACCAGAUUACACACUGAAGAUCUCGCCCUGUGGACAGAGGCAGGUCUUAAGAUCGAUAGCCUAGGAUUUGUGCGCCCUAACAAUGCGAGCGCGGGCGGGCACCCGGGAGAGGGUAUAAUGCAGGAAGACUCGAUCUCCAAUGCGCUGGUUUGGAUCAUCUCCAAGAUCAUAAACUUCAUAAGCCCGAACAAAAGUGCACAUGUCGGACCCCCAGGCGCGGUAAACUCGAGCCCCAUGGGUCUUCCCCAGCAAGUCUCGCUAGAGCGGUGGUACCGUCUUGAAGCCGAGCUUGAUGUGUGGUACAAAGGUCUGCCGGAAACAUUCCACCCAUGUGCUCGUAUCGGCAUCCCAGAGACCGCAAGUCAGAGCGAUAAAACUGACGAUGCGCCGUCGUUGUCUGAGAUAUGGUAUAGUAUACCAAUGUGCUCGUCCGCCAUGCAACAUUACCACAUGGGUCGCAUCCUGCUCCAUAUCCACAAGCCGCCGCAGCCCAGCGGUGCAACGAAUCCGAUCACCAGCCGAUACAACUCGACCGAUAUCCAGUUUCACAGCCGUGAGAUCGUAGGCAUUGCCAUGGCCUGUCCGGCGGGUUCAGUGCGGAUCAACUCUCUCCAGCCGCUGUUCGUUAGCGGUCAAUGCCUAACUGAUCCUAGUGAGCGGCGAAUGGUUCUGCGGCUACUGCAAGAUAUUGAGAAGGACUUAGGCUGGGCAACUGAGUACCGCGCUCAGCAAUUGCGCAGGGAAUGGGGCUGGGAUAAGGAUACUGAUGUCACGGGUGUUUCUUGA
Molecule: messenger RNA, 2088 nt
Organism: Aspergillus mulundensis
Lineage: Eukaryota; Fungi; Ascomycota; Eurotiomycetes; Eurotiales; Aspergillaceae
Exons: 4
Coding region: 1-2088 (695 amino acids)
Biological process (GO): positive regulation of transcription by RNA polymerase II
Cellular component (GO): nucleus
Molecular function (GO): transcription cis-regulatory region binding; DNA-binding transcription factor activity
Source: RefSeq, a predicted model, not a curated record